Messenger RNA from Babjeviella inositovora NRRL Y-12698, 2857 nucleotides. RefSeq names its product putative ATP-dependent RNA helicase. The record is from RefSeq and is a predicted model, not a curated record. The coding region runs from base 1 to 2796 and encodes 931 amino acids. Gene Ontology annotation, molecular function: RNA helicase activity; ATP binding; RNA binding. Lineage: Eukaryota; Fungi; Ascomycota; Pichiomycetes; Serinales. The transcript has a single exon. Gene Ontology annotation, cellular component: nucleus.
AUGUCUGAUAACGAAGAAUACGACAUUGCGAGUAACAUUGCAUUGGACAUCAGUGGGUCGUCCGACGAGUCUGAUAUCGCGUCCGAUGGCGAGUUCCAGGACGAAAUCAUGUCGUCGGACGACGAGGAGCAGCCAAAGAAGAAACAGAAGGUGGCCAAGGUGGCCAAGGUGACCAAGACGGCGUUCCCGUCGUUAGAGCUCUCAGAUAAUGAGGGCCAGGACGAGGAAAUCCUGUCGUACUUCACGUCGCAGACGCCGCUGGCGAAGAAGGCCAAAAAUGGGUCCUUCGCGAGUUUCGGGUUGUCCAAAUUUAUCCUCCAGAAUAUCGGCAAGAAGGGAUUCAAGCAGCCAACGCCGAUCCAGAGAAAGACCAUUCCACUCAUUUUGCAGAACAGAGAUGUGGUUGGGAUGGCCAGAACCGGUUCGGGUAAGACUGCCGCGUUCGUGCUCCCAGUGAUUGAGAAGUUAAAGGCACACAGCGCCAAGAUUGGGGUCAGAGCGGUAAUCUUGUCCCCCUCCAGAGAGUUAGCGAACCAGACGUAUAAGCAAGUGAAGGAGUUCAGCCGAGGCACGGAUCUCAGACCAAUUGUGUUGAUGGGAGGUGACUCGUUAGACGACCAGUUUUCGUCAAUGACGAACAACCCCGACAUCGUGGUGGCCACGCCCGGCCGUUUCUUGCACUUGAAGACGGAAAUGCAGCUUGACUUGAAGGCUGUAGAAUACAUUGUGUUCGACGAAGCUGAUAGAUUGUUCGAGAUGGGGUUUUCUGAGCAGUUGAACGAAUUGUUAGCAGCCUUGCCUCCUAACAGACAGAGUUUAUUGUUCUCUGCCACUUUACCAACUUCCUUGAUUGACUUUGCAAAGGCCGGUUUGACGAACCCGGUAUUGGUGCGUUUAGACGCUGAGACGAAAAUUUCAGAAAACUUGGAAAUGGCGUAUUUCACUACCAAGCGAAAUGAGCGUGAGGCGAACUUGUUGUUCACGUUACAGGAGGUAAUUCACCUUCCGUUGGCCACCGAAGAGCAGUUGGUAAAGCUCCGUGCAAUGAGUAAGCACAAAGAUUCAUCAGAUGAGGAGUCUGACGAGGAACAGACCAAGAAGCGCAAGAAGAAGCUUCGUCCGAGAUUACCGCCAGCCAACCAGCUCCCUUCACCGCAUUCCACCAUUGUGUUUGUUCCAACAAAGCACCACGUCGAGUACAUCACCAAGAUGCUCAAGGCGGUGGGGUAUGCCGUGUCGUACAUCUACGGUGCGUUGGACCAAUACGCGAGAAAGCAGCAGCUCCUCAACUUCCGGACCGGAUUGACGAAUGUUUUAGUGGUUACUGACGUCGCCGCCAGAGGUAUUGACAUUCCGGUGCUUGCCAACGUGGUGAACUACUCGCUUCCAGCGUCAUCCAAGAUCUUCAUCCACAGAGUGGGGAGAACUGCGAGAGCGGGGAAUAAGGGUUGGGCGUACUCGCUUAUCAGCGAGAAGGAGUUGCCGUACCUCUUAGACUUGGAGCUCUUCCUCGGGCGCAAGCUCUUGCUCACCGCAAUGUUUGAUAAGAAGUGUGAGCUCAUCAAGCAAAAGUGCGAGGAGGAACUGGCGGUUUAUCUCAAGCCAAAGGUGUCGUACAUCGACCGUUUGGUGAUCGGGUCCGCUCCACGUACUGUCUUGGAAGACUAUCAGGAGACGUACGACAACCUUAUCAAGAACAACUAUGAGGUUUCUACGUUGAAAGACGUGGCGGUCAAAGGUGAGAAGUUGUACUUCCGAACCAGAUCGUCCGCCUCGCCAGAGUCAAUGAAGCGGUCGAAAGAGAUCAUCAAUGCCGCGUGGGACGACCAGCACCUUCUCUUCGGGGCUAACCUUGAGAAGGAGAAGGAGGCAUUUUUGGCCAAGUUGUCCAACCGGUACUCCAAAGAAACCGUGUUCGAGUUUGGGAAGAACGAUGAUAGCAUGGUUGCCUUGAUGAACAAGAGACGCAGACAGAUUGCGCCAAUCCAGAGACGUGCCAAAGAGAAGCGGGAAUUGCUCGAGAUGGAGAGAAUGGCCGGGUUUACUCAUGGUUUGGAGGAUGAAAUCUUGAAGGGGGACAGCAAUGAGGUUGGCUACACGGUGAGUAAUGAGCAGGAGUUGACUGAGGCAUUUGAGGACGGUGAUGCCGCGUUGAAGAAGUCGACCAAGACCAAAAAGUCGUUCAGAGAUCCAAACUUCUUUAUUUCCCAUUAUGCUCCUACAAAUGUCAUCCAGGACCAGCAGCUCGCGGUGAACAACGGUGGCGAAAGAUACAAGCCGUCGUUUGUGAACGAAGCUGCGAAUGCCGCGUUCGACUUGGAUAACGAUGACAAGAUCAGAGGCAGACCAAACCAGGUCAUGAAGUGGGACACCAAGAAAAAGAAGUAUAUCAACCAGCAGUCGACUGACCAGAAGUACAUCAUCGGUGAGAGUGGACAGAAGAUUCCAGCCACCUACAGGUCUGGGAGGUAUGAGAACUGGAAGCACGCCAGAGGUGUGGGCGACAUGAAGGUUGGGUCCCAGGAGAAGCCGACCGUCAGGGGCAACAAGUUUGUGCACAAGAAGGUGAGCGCACCAAAAUUACCAGACAAGUUCAGAGAUGACUACCAUACGCAGAAGAAGAAGGUGGAGAAGGCGGUCGAGUCGGGCGUGCAUGUCAAGGGUUGGAACAAGAAGGGCCAGGCAAGCAAUGAGAUCAAGUCGACUGAGCAGAUCAGAAGGGAAAGAGCGAUUAAGGAGCAGAAGCAGGCGAAGAACGCUCGUCCAGCCAAGGGGGGGAAGAAGAGAAAGUUCUAAGGGUGAGAAUUUUUUAAGGAAGGGUGUGGGCUCCAUCCCCUGUAUAUUGUAUAAAAACACG